Messenger RNA from Echinops telfairi (small Madagascar hedgehog), 1403 nucleotides. It is a transcript of the gene HMOX1, whose product is annotated as heme oxygenase 1. NCBI's taxonomy places the organism in Eukaryota, Metazoa, Chordata, Mammalia, Afrosoricida, Tenrecidae. Bases 27 to 869 code for a protein of 280 amino acids. The transcript has 4 exons. The record is from RefSeq and is a predicted model, not a curated record. Gene Ontology annotation, molecular function: heme oxygenase (decyclizing) activity; heme binding. Gene Ontology annotation, biological process: heme catabolic process; heme oxidation; response to oxidative stress.
AGCUCUUGGUCACUUCCCUCCACAGCAUGUCCCAGGAUUUGUCAGAGGCCCUGAAAGAGGCCACCAAGGAGGUGCACGCCCAGGCCGAGAAUGUGGAGUUUAUGAAGAACUUUCAGAAGGGCCAGGUGACCCAAGAAGGCUUUAAGCUGGUGAUGGCCUCUCUGUACCACAUCUACGUGGCCCUGGAGGAGGAAAUAGAGCGCAACAGGGAGAACCCCGUCUACUCGCCCCUCUACUUCCCGGAGGAACUGCACCGCACAGCCGCCCUGGAGCAGGACAUGGCCUUCUGGUAUGGGCCUUCCUGGCAGCAGGCCAUCCCCUACACAGCAGCCACGCGGCGGUACGUGCGACGGCUGCACACGGUGGGGCACACGGAGCCCGAGCUGCUGGUGGCCCACGCCUACACCCGCUACCUGGGCGACCUGUCGGGGGGCCAAGUCCUCAAGAAGAUCGCCCAGAAAGCCCUGGACCUGCCCAGCUCCGGCGAGGGCCUGGCCUUCUUCACCUUCCCCAACAUCGCCAAUGCCACCAAGUUCAAGCAGCUCUACCGCGCCCGCAUGAACUCGCUGGACAUGACCCCCGAGGUCAAGCACAGGGUCGUCGAGGAGGCCAAGACCGCCUUCCUGCUCAACAUUCAGCUGUUUGAGGAGCUGCAGCAGCUGCUGACCCUGGACACCGCCGACCAGCGCCCCUCCACCCCACCAGGGCUUCAGAGGCUGGCAGGCCACAGGGUGCCAGAGACCACCCCCACCGAGGUUCCCAGAGGCAAGGCUGCGCUGAGCCUCCUCCCCCAGUCUCCAGUCUUCCGCUGGGUCCUGACGCUCAGCUUCCUGGUGGCAACGGUGGCCGUGGGGCUGUACGCCAUCUAAAGGCAAGCACGCCGACUCCUGGGCCAUGAACUCUGUCCAGCCAAGGGAAAACCCUGCUGGCUUCUCUACCUUGGGCAUGUCCCUGCCCUCCCCUGUGGCCCCCUUCUCUGCGAAAGAGGAAGGCACCCGGGCAUAUGUCUCAUCCCAAAGCACCUCCAGCCCGGAGCCAGCAGCCUCUUGAGUGGUCGGGGAGCCCCUCCACCCCCUGUUCCUGCAGCAGAGCCGAUGGAGCCGCCCUGCCCCUCCAAGCCCAGGGCACGGGCUUCCCCGCUGACAAGGCCAUGACCACUGCCCUGUGUGCCAUGGUGAUUUUUUUACAUAAACUUGCCAAGAGAUGUUGUGUCUUGUGUUUGUUUCUCUGUCUUGUUUUUGUCGGACCACUGUAUCUGGUUCCGCCCCCACUCCAGUAUUAUAUUGUGUUGUGUUGUUUUACAGCCCGGGAGCCAGGGUCUGGGAGGCGGGUGGUCAGACGGGAGGACAUCACCAGCAUUGGUGUCUAACUUGUACGUGUGACAAUAAAGGACAUUGACUUAA